AUGAAAAGAGCAGAACAAGGGAUUCAGAAGGAAGGUUUUCGCAAAUCCGUACCUGGUGUCUCCAAAGACGAAGAGAAAGCCUUGAUUCAAACGCAACAAAAGAAGCAGAAGCGAAAGAGAAAUUCGUGCCCUUUGUCUUACAUAGAGGUCAUCUCGUAUGCCAUUCUAAGCUCACCGAGAAAAAGGGUUACGUUAUCCGAUAUAUACAGCUUCAUCCAAAACAACUACCCUGAAUUCACUGAGAACAGAGUGCGCUGGAAAAACACAGUCCGCCACAAUCUUUCCAUCCACGAGUGUUUUCAGCGAGGAGAAAUGGCCUUGGACAAGAGUGGAUGCUACUGGCGGAUUCAUCCCAGAUUCUUUGCCCACUUUUCCCGGGGAGAUUUUUCACGACAUAAGGAGCCACAAAAUCUACCUUGCGCUUGGGAUGGUGGAUACAGUCUUGUUGAAAACCCUGCAUUCUCUGCUCCUUGUCCCGUGUUUCCCUACCGCAUGUGUGAGCCGCCCUCGCCUUACCAUCCACAUGUUGGAGUACAACAGUAUCACAACCGAGGCAUACAUGCUUAUGGGCAACAUCCAUACUUUACGUGGAACCACUUUAUGUACUAA
Pocillopora verrucosa is the source of this 609-nucleotide messenger RNA. Its product is annotated as forkhead box protein L1-like. NCBI's taxonomy places the organism in Eukaryota, Metazoa, Cnidaria, Anthozoa, Scleractinia, Pocilloporidae. Gene Ontology annotation, molecular function: DNA-binding transcription factor activity, RNA polymerase II-specific; RNA polymerase II cis-regulatory region sequence-specific DNA binding. The record is from RefSeq and is a predicted model, not a curated record. Gene Ontology annotation, biological process: cell differentiation; anatomical structure morphogenesis; regulation of transcription by RNA polymerase II.